Messenger RNA from Cordyceps fumosorosea ARSEF 2679, 5193 nucleotides. RefSeq names its product TFIIIC transcription initiation factor complex subunits Tfc3. Bases 1 to 5193 code for a protein of 1730 amino acids. Gene Ontology annotation, biological process: 5S class rRNA transcription by RNA polymerase III; transcription initiation at RNA polymerase III promoter. Lineage: Eukaryota; Fungi; Ascomycota; Sordariomycetes; Hypocreales; Cordycipitaceae. Gene Ontology annotation, molecular function: DNA binding. The record is from RefSeq and is a predicted model, not a curated record. The transcript has a single exon. Gene Ontology annotation, cellular component: transcription factor TFIIIC complex.
AUGGGGGCUAAUCCUUUAACAGGCGCUACUGUUUGGGAGGUUCUUGCGUCCAUUCUCGUCCUGCUCUCGAUACGCGAGUGCGAACCAUCACAAGAUGAAGUUGUCCAAAUACUGAAAGAUCCACAGUCGGAUGCCCAUCGUAUGAUUGCAAUCAUCUGGAAGUGGCUCGUUGAAAGGAAAGACAUCUCUGUUGGACAUGAACGAAAAUACAAUGACCUCUCUUUGAGCGCGAUAAUCUCACUGAUUCAAACACAAACGACCGGGAAGCAUUCGGCAAACGAGCCCGCCCUAGAAACAAGGUCCAAAAAGGAAGACUGGCUUCGAUUAUAUGUAUUGGAGGAGACCAUGUGGGAAUUGUUGGCUGGGCAUGGAGUCGACUACAAACGCCUUCCUCGAUCUGAAUGGAUACUGCUGCAAGGUAUUGCCUCCACCACAGGUAAUGGAAUUCUGCAGGGGGAUUUGGGUAGGUUGGUCGGCCAAGAUAAGCGAUCGGUCCCAAAGAGGACAAACUGCUUGGUAGAGAAGGGCUAUAUCACAAAGCGAACAAUUCUUGUCCGCGGUACCAAGACAAGCAAGCUCUGGCUCAGAUUUCUCGCACCUUCCACACCAGACGAAUCCAACGAAAGGGGAGAAGCAGAGACCGACAUCAAGCUCUCAAGAAAAUUCCUGGUCGAGAGUCUGGAGCCUGUCCCAUGGCACACUAGAUGGACGGGUGACUCUAUCGACUACAAAGUCCUUGCCACUACGAUCAUGGCAAUCUGCAAAGAGUGGAACGUUAUGCGCCUCCAGGAUUUGAAAUUAAAGCUUGGUGUGUUGGGAAUGAUAUGGCAGAUGAAAGUUGUCUCCAAGACAUGCAGGUUCCUCAAUGCUCGUGGCAAUAUACAAUACGUCGCCGCAAAGCUCGACAAUCGCAUUUUCAAGGACUGUAUUCGCUUCAGCCGGGACAUGAAUGCCAGGGAUUGGUCUAUUUUCCUAGCUACGGGCAAAAGGACUGCAAAAUCAUCGAAACCCUCCCCACGAGAGCAUGGGGACGAUGACGCUGGCGUGAGCGCUACCGCGAAGAAUGUCCGAGGCCUUGUGCCAUCGCACCGCCCGUCGUGGUCUAUUUACAUCCCGAUGACCUCUCUUGUUGCGCUUUGCAUUCAAGAAUCAGGAUCCGACGGGUUGACAAACCCGCAACUAUGCGCGAUGACGAUUGGGCCCAGCUUCACUCGCUAUCUGGCUGGGUUGACAGCCUCGAUAUCAGCAGACAACAUACAGCCAAGCAACGUAAAGCAUCUUGCUGUGAAGAGCGAGCGCGGUCGGCCUGGCAAGUCUGGUUCAUUAUACUGGUACUCUAUGGUGGACUCGCCACCCUCUAGGGAGGACAAUUCCCGCUUAGCAACCAGCAUUUCUAGCGAUCGAUCGCAGACGGACAUGCAACAUGGAAGCCAAAGUUUGUCUGUGCCGUACGAUUUUACACCUCUGACCGAGAGAAGUAGUCUCGCUCCGGCAUCAACGCUGUCACACCUGUGUCAACGCGGCCUGUCCAAAUUACAAAGAAGAGGUCGCCCAAAGAAGAUCAGACCGGAGCAACGAAGCAGUCCUCAAGACAUAGUUUCUCAAGAUUUGACAUCGAUACAAAACUCACCACAAAGAGGAAAUCGUGAGACCGCUGCUGAAUCCGCGGCCAGAGGGAAGGAAGGAGACCUUGAGUCAAACGUUCAUAGGCUUGAGGCAAAUUAUCACGAAGAGACUCGCGAACUGGAUCAUUCAGCUGAGUUGCCAGAGGCGAAAGUGCCGGAACCAAAGAUUCCCGCCCGAGGUCGUCCGAAAACAAGGAAUAGCGGCCCAGCGAAUCGAAAGCUACCCACCUCGAAGGCGCAUGCCUCCACGAGUCGUCAGUUUAAAUGCGAGAAGUGCGCUGGCACCUGGAAGAAUGACGUGGGAUUAAAGUACCACCUUGAAAAAUCGCAAACUCCUUGCAACCCUUCCUUCAAGCCUCGACCUCCACCGACGCCCCCGGACGCUACCCUUUCUACCAGCAAGCGUCACGUAUUCAACGCAAAGAAAUUAUGCAGAACGAAUAAGGGACCUUCUUCGAGUUACGUGUUUGUCAAUGGAAGCGGAAGGGGAGAUGAGUCCCCAAACACUGCUACCCGGCCAACCAGGAAGGAACCUCGCCAGACAGCUGAAUCUGAAACUGUCAAUGAAGACAUAUCUAUUCUUUCCGGGCAAGUAGGGCUUCUGACUGUCAUACCAACGAUUCCGCCGCGCCAGGUUGACCCUCUUACAAAAGCUCCAACAAGGCAGUCUACCGUGCCCUGUCAACUUCGCAGUAUGUCAGAAGACUCCGAAGCACCCCCAGGUUUUGCAGAACUGCCAGAUCUCACAUCUGAAGUGCCGGAGAGUCGCCCUGCUACUCUUACCUCAGCCACUCCCCCAGGCUCUUCUCUGCCCGCUGAGAUUGUCAGAGAGAAAUCAGAGAAACCGCGAAUCAAACACAAAGCCCGCCAUGAACUUUUGAACAUUAUCACGGAGCUUUUACACCAACACAGCGGUGUGCUUCCAACGGGCCAGUCACUCGAGCUUUUGGUAAAAGAAAAAUGGCAGACACAGCAUCUUAAAGGAGACAUCCCCACUGGAGCAAGGGUCAAGUCGGUAAUGCUACAAAUGAUUCGAGAGAAAAAGAUUGUCGAUCAGUGGCACGCGUUCAGGACACCUGAUGGAAGAAUAGGAAAAUGUCAAAUCAUUACGAUUCCGUCAGUUCCGGCGUUCGCCCCGGAGACAAGGACUCUGGUUGAAAGCAUCCGGCAACUUUAUCCCACGAACAUUCUCCCACACCAGAUACCCGGAUCUCCCCACGUGCCCCAGGACACAGAAACCCCCAAGGAGGACGAGGAAGAUGAAAUGGACAUGGCGACAACGCCCCAGUUUGACAACAAGGUUGGUGGGCGAGGUAGAAGGUCCCUUGCGGCCGAUGUUGCGAUUUUGAGCGCUCCAGUAUAUGCAGCGCAGAUAGCGACGAAGCGAGUCGCCGACUCUAGCGAGAUUCCAAGCUCUCCAGCGAAACGCAGACGCCAUGCGGAAGCGCCAACUCAUGGUGCGGAUGGGCGUCAGAGUCAGCAAUUCUGGCCGGUCGCUGCCGUCUCGGCCCCCUCGAGUAAGGCCCAACAACUUCGUCUAUCUGCCUGCACUGGAAUUACUUUGGAUAUUUCACUAGAAGAUGCCCAAAAAGCUUACAGCAUUACUGGGACUGACCCCCAACUCUCGAUUCGCAAUAGCACGGCUCAUGGUUUCGAAUGCCUAGCCGCAUCAAUGCAACAAAGCGGAUGGAUUGCGGGCUCAUGCUGGUUUUCAUGGGCAUCGUGUUAUCAAAUCCCCUCUCAAGCCUCCCAAACGCCCUACGACGAUCGCUCGCAGCACGAUUACUUUGCUGAAAACCUGAAACUGUGUAUGGAUAUUGAAAUGAAUAACGGCUUCGAUGUGCGAUUACCUACCGAGGUACGCUCUGUUUUCAUCAACUUCCUCGGUGGUGAUACUGGAAACCAUGUACGGAUGCCCUGCAUACAAUGGAACAAGUCGGAUAAGCAACCGAGCAAAACAUCCGCAGUCAAUCUUACAGCGGAUGAUAACACAUCGUGUUCCUCCCCCGCCAGCCUGGCAGAAGAACCGGAGCCACAAUCGCGCGGUGCACAGGAAUCUCCUGAUCCCUACUCUGUUGCUGCUCCUCAAGCCGCGCCGACGCCAUCGAAACGCGUUGUGCUAGCUGCGCGAAACCUCAUGCCUCUUGCGCCUGAUGUGAAUGAACAGAGGCCGUUGGCAGGAGGCCGAGGCAAAGUUGACGAUAAUGAACUUGUAGCAGCAUUUGUGAUCAUCCGCAGUCUGCUUGGUGGUGUAGACAAGCUCAUCGAUUGGGGUCUGCUGUCUCACUUAUUCCCGACAAUUGGAUUACAAUCGCUACGACGGUUUUGGGCUAGAAUUCGCAAGGAAAAGGGCCCGUUACUCUUGAAAGCGACCCAGGAUUUCCAAGAACGUUUCAUCGUCGCGGUUCAGAACGAUGAGGUAGCGAUUCCAGACUACGACCGGCUAUUGGAUUAUAACUGGAAAGGCCUUUUUAAAUGGGCUAUGCAGCACCCCAACCAGGAGCAGCUACAACUUCCUGCCUCAAGGGAAAGUCUCCUCCAUGAGUUUGAGCUUGAAGAUGUUGAUAAUAACAGUGAGGACUGGAGGGAAAAGUUUUUCCAUCCACAGUCAUCGGUCUAUUCUCGAUUCGAGGCGGCUACACUCCAGCCUGGGUCACUGACAGUUUCGGAAGUUGCGCAAAUGUCCAAGCUGCAGCCAACACUCAGCACUGUUGAUAUUGCCCGAUCCUGGAUCCGUUCGCUAUGCUGCACUAGUGAGACCGAAUACACGCCUCAAGAUGUCAAAGAAAGAUUCUCGAUGCUUUCAGAAGAUGCACUGCAACGAAGCAGUAUAGCUCUCAAGACAGCCAUCGACCAGCUGACGAAGGAGAGAGUCAUUUGCAAAAGCAAGCGAACACCGUUUGGUGGACGGCCGUAUAGGCUAAAUGAGGGGUAUACGUCUGUUCUUACAAAGGUCUCGCACAGAGAAAAGUACCUGGAUGCAGUCUUCUUCAAAAAUGAAAUCGACAAGGCUUUCCGAAGCGACAAGAUCAUGAAAGUGCCCUACACAUUGUCUGACGGCGCAAUGAUGGCGCUGAUCAAUCUAAUCGCCACUGAGCGGAUACGAAUAAAGGCAACAGAAGUCCCAAACAUACCCUUUGGCUUUGAGCCAGGCAACUAUGAAAGUCGCAAGUACCCGAAAUCUUAUUACCAUAUGGACUUGGAGGUUCAGCCUACCCAGACAUAUCUAUUCAACGACGACAUUGAUGUACUGAGACAAGUUCAACGGGUCGGUCCGCCAAGAGAAGGCCGCAAACGCGAGAUACCGCAAUGGAUUGACUUCUUCGGCAAGCUUGACGAGCAGCGAUGGGCGGAUAUUUUGGGCGCCGUCAGUUUCGUGUUCAACACGAGAGGCGCCGUAUCCGUCAGGGGCAUUUGUGAUGCCGUCGCGCCAAUACUUGACGAGUUCGAAGCGCAGCUCAUCAUCUCUUGGGGGCUCAAGACCGGAGUGUUCGUCAGAGCAAGGAAAAGUUCCGAAAUCACGCUGGGAGAGUGGUGGUGGUUGGUUGCACAUCGCCUGCCAAGUUGA